UCUUCUGUAUGUAUUUCUCAUCUCUCUCACUCACCACACAAACCAAUCCCUCUUUCAAUCAUUUCACACAUACACACAGUAAUAUGUUUCUGAGAGCCUCUGCUCCGAUAUUUUCGCCUGCGGGCGAGACUGCGAAGACGCAAAUCGGCGGCGUGGUUGCGCCGGCGAAGGUCGGGACCGGCGUCGUGUGCGCGGCGGCGAAGAACGCGAACCACCGCCCGCUGACCGGCGUCGUGUUCGAGCCGUUUGAGGAGGUGAAGAAGGAGUUGAUGCUCGUGCCGUCGGUGCCGCAGGACUCGAUUGCGCGACACAAGUAUUCAGAUGAUUGCGAGUCUGUUAUCAACGAACAGAUCAAUGUUGAAUACAAUGUUUCAUAUGUCUAUCAUGCCAUGUAUGCUUACUUCGACCGGGAUAAUGUUGCUCUCAAGGGAUUGGCCAAAUUUUUCAAGGACUCGAGUGAAGAAGAAAGAGAGCAUGCGGAAAAAUUCAUGGAGUAUCAGAACAAACGAGGCGGAAAAGUGAAAUUGCAGUCUAUUAUAAUGCCAAUAUCUGAGUUUGAUAAUGCUGAAAAGGGGGAUGCUCUAUAUGCGAUGGAGCUUGCAUUGUCUUUGGAGAAAUUGACGAAUGAAAAACUUCUGCACUUGCACGAGGUAGCAAGUCGGAACAAUGACGUCCAACUAGCUGAUUUUGUUGAAAGCGAGUUUCUGACCGAGCAGGUGGAAGCAAUCAAGAAAAUGUCUGAAUAUGUUGCUCAGUUGAGAAGAGUAGGCAAAGGACAUGGUGUUUGGCAUUUUGAUCAGAUGCUCCUCGAUGGAGCUGCUGCUUGAUCCCAGCUUGAUCUAGAACUUGUUUGCAGAACUUGUUUCUCUCCCUCGUAUAUUUUACACCAUCGGUGGUGAUUAUGGUUUAAGUAGAAGUUUUUGUAGUGGUUGCAGAACUGGUUUAAAUGAUAGUUUGCAUCAGGUUUUCAACUAGUUGUAGUAAACUUUAUUCAAGCCGUAGUUAGACAUGUUAAGAAUUUUGCUCUUUGGCCUUGAGCCUUUUUAUGCAAUGAAGUAGAGUGAAAGGGAGUCACUUUCGUA
Messenger RNA from Daucus carota subsp. sativus, 1082 nucleotides. RefSeq names its product ferritin-3, chloroplastic. The record is from RefSeq and is a predicted model, not a curated record. Gene Ontology annotation, biological process: intracellular iron ion homeostasis; iron ion transport. Gene Ontology annotation, molecular function: ferric iron binding; ferrous iron binding. Lineage: Eukaryota; Viridiplantae; Streptophyta; Magnoliopsida; Apiales; Apiaceae. Gene Ontology annotation, cellular component: cytoplasm. The coding region runs from base 9 to 827 and encodes 272 amino acids. The transcript is spliced from 8 exons.